Messenger RNA from Hyla sarda, 4111 nucleotides. It is a transcript of the gene VANGL2, whose product is annotated as VANGL planar cell polarity protein 2. Lineage: Eukaryota; Metazoa; Chordata; Amphibia; Anura; Hylidae. The record is from RefSeq and is a predicted model, not a curated record. The transcript is spliced from 10 exons. Bases 805 to 2367 code for a protein of 520 amino acids. Gene Ontology annotation, biological process: multicellular organism development; Wnt signaling pathway, planar cell polarity pathway; establishment of planar polarity. Gene Ontology annotation, cellular component: plasma membrane.
ACUGCGUCCACAUCCAUAGAUCCUGGGGAACCACUGGAUCCAUCUGGAAUUCCCACCGGGAUCCACUCGCCACGACUGGGAUCUACCCUUCCCAACCCUUCUCCUCUGUGGAUUUUCUGACCCUGGACAACAAAAGCUUCCUCGUUUUUAAAAGGAGACUCUACCUCCCCUCCUACUCCUCCUUUUUUUUUUUUUUUUUUUUUUUUAAAACAGCCCCAGUCCUGCUUCCCUCCCUUCCCCCUUCUCCUCCCUCCCUGCUUCCUUCCCAAGAAGUGAUCCUGGAAGCCAAGGGAUUGCACAUGUCUCCGGCUUUUCCUAGCCGCUUGAGUUGCAAACCCGAGGACCUACAAUGUUCUAACCUGGAGUCUGGGGGUUUGUCUGUCUUGUGGCUGUGGCCAGUGAACAAACCUUUUUGGGAUCUGUUCUAAGUUUUUUGGUGAUAAUACAAAAAGGAGUCUCCUAGAAGAAAUAUCAAUGGUCUAGAACUGAGGAAGACUUUGAAAUUUUUCCAAAUUUUUGUUCAGAAUUCCACCAUAAGAUGCACGAAGGAUCGUAGGAUUGAUACAACCCAAGCCCGUCUUUCCUGUGAGCCUACCCCGGUCGCCCUUAUUUUUCUUAUGAGACGGAUCGAGACCGCCAAUCAAAAUAGAGUCCCUCAAGGUGAAGGUCGAUUUUCUGACCGCGCCUUUUGGCCUGAAAAAGCCUGUGCUGAAAGAGGCGGCAGCGGUGCUGGCUGCUGUUCCAGGUUCAGGGAAACCGAAAUCCGUAAACGUGGAUCGCCACAAAGGUCGUUACUCUGAAAACAUGGACAACGAGUCCCAAUAUUCUGGGUACUCAUAUAAAUCCGGGCAGUCGCGGAGUUCACGUAAACACAGAGACCGAAGGGAAAGACAUCGGUCUAAAAGCCGUGACGGCAGCAGCCGAGGAGACAAGUCUGUCGUAAUACAAGUCCCCGGAGAACCUUUAUUAGACAAUGAGUCCACAAGAGGAGAAGAGAGGGAUGACAAUUGGGGUGAAACCACGACAGUUGUCACCGGCACUUCAGAGCACAGCAUAUCCCAUGAUGACCUCACACGUAUCACUAAGGACAUGGAGGAAAGUGCCAACCUGGACUGCUCUCGGCACAUUGGCGUCAUCAUUGGUGGAGCUUUAGCACUCAUCUCCUUCCUGACCCCUAUAGCCUUUAUGCUGUUGCCCAAAAUUUUACCGUGGGAUCUGGAAGCCUGUGGUACGCCUUGUGAGGGUCUAUUUAUCUCUGUGGCCUUCAAACUCCUCAUCCUCCUCGUUGGCAGCUGGGCACUUUUCUUCCGCCGCCCGAAAGCUUUCUUCCCCCGGGUUUUCGUCUUCCGGGCUCUGAUCAUGGUCCUCAUAUUCUUGCUGGUGGUGUCCUACUGGCUUUUUUAUGCAGUCCGUAUCUUGACUACGGCGGAGAGGAAUUACCAGGGGAUCGUACAGUAUGCUGUAUCACUCGUGGACGCUCUUCUUUUUGUUCACUACUUGGCUGUUGUCCUGCUGGAACUGAGACAACUCCAACCUCAGUUCACCAUCAAGGUUGUCAGGUCCACCGAUGGAGCAAGCAGACAUUACAAUGUUGGUCACUUAAGUAUCCAACGAGUUGCUGUAUGGAUUUUGGAAAACUAUUAUCACGACUUCCCUGUCUACAACCCUGCUCUCCUGAACCUGCCAAAAUCCAUCCUGUCCAAGAAAAUGUCUGGCUUCAAGGUCUACUCCCUCGAGGAAAAUUCUACUAACAACUCAACAGGACAGUCCCGGGCGGUGAUAGCCGCGGCCGCAAGGAGGAGAGACAACAGCCACAAUGAGUAUUAUUAUGAGGAGGCCGAACAUGAGCGGCGGGUGCGGAAAAGGAAAGCAAGGUUGGUUGUUGCCGUAGAAGAAGCUUUCACUCACAUCAAGAGGUUGCAGGAAGAGGACCAGAAAAACCCGCGUGAGAUCAUGGACCCCAGGGAGGCUGCUCAGGCUAUCUUUGCCUCAAUGGCCAGAGCCAUGCAAAAGUAUCUCCGGACGACGAAACAGCAGCCGUACCACUCCAUGGAGAGCAUCCUGCAACACCUUGAGUUCUGCAUCACCCACGACAUGACUCCAAAGGCUUUUCUCGAGAGGUACUUGGGUCCAGGACCAACUAUCCAGUAUCACAAAGAACGCUGGCUGGCUAAACAGUGGACUUUGGUCAGCGAGGAGCCAGUAACCAAUGGAUUGAAAGAUGGUGUUGUGUUUGUUCUAAAGCGUCAAGAUUUCAGCUUGGUGGUCAGCACCAAAAAGAUCCCCUUCUUUAAGCUCUCGGAGGAAUUUGUAGACCCCAAAUCACAUAAAUUUGUAAUGAGGCUUCAGUCGGAGACCUCCGUUUGAAAUCUAAGGACCUUUAUGGGAAGGGAAUACAAAGGAAAGAUGGCCGCAACUUUUGUACAUCUCAGGUCCUCUUUCUUCCUUGGUGGCUUUCUACGAACCCUGACGUUGACUUUUUAUAGAAACCUCAACAUGCCUUCCCUGGGUGAACACCAAACAGGAACUACUGGUAACUCCAAUACUGUUAUUGCCCAUCAGAAUGUCAUUACUUCCAUUUUAUGAAGGGAUUUCGACCCCAUUCUUCCAGCUACCAGGGUGCUCAGUGACUCUCUCCAUAGAGCCGGUGCUUCUGUCUGGUCCAUAAGCGUUAUUUUUUUCUUCUGUUCAUCUUGGCAAUAAUUGAGAUCUACCACUGUUUAUAUCAGCAGCGUCUUCAAGAAUAAGACAACCUAAACCGGAGUUUCUUCAGGACCUCUUUAGAACCAUCUCCGCCAGUUAAGGCCAUAAACAGAUGUUUGGUGCCAAACACAAAAGGGCUAUCAGUUGAUGCUUUUGGUUUUGUUUUUUACCGCUGAAUUACCUGGUGCUCUCCUCGCAAGGUCCACCUUCAACUUUUUGAAGUAUUAAGUGCUCUACAAGAUACUCUUAACUUGAACAAUGUGGUUUAUUCCAGAUAAUUCCUCCAUAACCCUAAAGACCGAUGUGAUGUGACGGUUGGCAAAAAUGUUUUUCUUGUUGACAGAAAUGUUUUUAUAAGUCCAGGCAGGUUUGCUGAAAAAAAACCACUAAACUGUGGCACUGUGUUUUUUUUGUUUUUCAAAAAGAAUAUUUCUAAUUUGUACAAAAUAGGAACUUCAAAUCUGUAAAUGUAUUCGGACAUAUCUAGACAGGAUAUCAAUUUUUUUUUUUUUUUUUUUUUUAAAUUGCAGAAAUGUAUUGCUAUUGUGGUUUGAGGUGUAAAUUCAUCUUCACAUGCGUCAUACUCUUCUCCCGGCAUUUUUUUUUUUUUUUUUGAAUUUUCUUCACUAGUUUUUCUAUUUGAAGGGUGCCAACCAGGAAUAUACAACCUUUUACAUUCCAAUAAUGUCUCUGGAAUAACUCGAUAACACUAUAUAAGUGCACUAACAGCCUUGUCAUCUCUUGUUUACAGUCUAUUGACCCCUCGGAUUGGCUCGCCUAUUUAUAUUGACGUUGCUACAUGAGGUUCUGUUGCCUUCUUGUUCAAGUUGUGGAUUUUUUUUUUCAAAAACUUUUUUUUUUAUAUUUUUUUUUUAAUUUUAAAUUUUUUCUAUUUUUUUUACAUUUAAAUUUUUUUUUUCUUUGCUUCUGUUAUCUUCAUAAGACCCUCUUUCUACAAGAAGAGAGGAAGUAGAUGUGGUACAUAAACAUUUUACAUCCUCCCCCCCCAUUGUGAUGUCUCACUUCAAAUAUGAAAAGGACUUUAACAUUUCUAGCUUCUCACUACUGAAGGACGUAAAAAAUAUAAAAAAAAUAAUAAUAAAGUUGUUUUUACACUACCUAACUUAUUUGUUGACAAAUGAGUAUAUCGAUGUGUUGAAGGGAUGUUUUGCUAUGGUUCUACUGGGUGGAGCUCAUGGUGGCCCAUAUAGAAGAUGAAAAAACUUAUUUGAAAUGUUAACUUCCCGACCGAUUCCAAACACGAGUCAAAAAAAUGGAGAUUCAUGGUGAAAUAUAUCAUUUACUCUGAAUGUGUUAAUGUUCAUGGGUUGACAAAAAAAAUUUCUUCAUGCUUAUUUAUGUGAUUUUUUUUUACAUUUUACAGUCUUCUGCAGAGAAAUUUAGUCCA